Spirodela intermedia is the source of this 5963-nucleotide messenger RNA. Lineage: Eukaryota; Viridiplantae; Streptophyta; Magnoliopsida; Alismatales; Araceae. The record is from the annotation of a GenBank genome assembly.
AUGCAAUCCAAGUCAAUAGAGUUUUGGCAGUUGGAAGACGAUUAGUUGGAAAUAUUCCUGUAACUUGCGCAUUUGGGGAAGUUUUUAUUUUCUGUAGUUGGAACUGUUGCAUCCUUACCAUGCCAGAAGAUUAAUCGCAUCACUUCAAUAUUCAAAGUUAUCAUCUUUGAGACUAAUGGAUGUGAUCAUCUUUUUGUGUUAUAUCUGCUAGAAAAUUAAAAAAGCUUCCACCCAUCCAAAUCAAACCAUGCCUGGUCUUCAUGAUUCAGGUUCUGUCUUAAACCACAGUUUUAAUUUCAAUACUUUCGAAGUUUUGGUUUAAGAAAUAUUAACUCUGUCCUACUGUAAUUUGCUUUCUGAGAAUAGAUAAAAAUGAUGGCACAACAGGAGGAAACAUCCUGUCCUCCAAGAAGGCUGCUAAAGAGCAUAUGCAGCAGUUACAGAGACUUCAAGACAAGGUGAUUUCUUCUGACUCUUCUUACCUCCUGUUUACGUUGUGAAGCAACAUAUUGCUCUUAUUAAUUCGGUCUGAUUUGAAGUCAUAUUUGGGCCCAAGAGACAAAGAAAAAUACUUUUCUUCUUCUCCUCUUCUCCCCUCGUCAAAGUUUAACCGUCCAUAAUGGUUACAAUUUUUCAAUGCUUUGUACUGUGAUAGAUUAUGCUGUUCCCUCACAAGAAUGGUCAGUGAGCAAUUCACAGCAAAAAGAGUGUCUAAGAAAUCUAAGAGAUCAUGAAUUUCUGAAGCUUUGUUUCGUAAACAACAAGAAGAGAAAUUCUCAAUUGCAUAUAAUACCUUGGUGAUCUAAUUUACAAUUUUUUUUUCUAUUCUUAAAAUUCGAUGUUUUAAUUGACUGCUGAUUUGAUGUAGACCCUAAGAACUCUGUCCCUGUGAAUGUAGUUGAUUUGCCCUUCUAUGGACUUAGCUGCUCCCUAUUUCUUUCAUGACCACAAAGUUCAUGCUUGAAAUUUGUCCCUUUUUAUAAUAUUUCGUUUCUUCUUAACGCUUUUCUGUUGAUCUGAAAAUUAUCAUUUUUUACCCUUCAGGAUCCAGAAUUUUAUCAGUUUUUGAAAGAUUACGACAAAGAUCUCCUGGAAUUCAAUGAUGAAGAUCUUGAUGUGGGUAAAUCUUAUGUUUUUAUGGUUGAUUGCUUUCUAUGAGUGAUCUAUGAAAAUAAUAUGAUCUGUUUUUCAUUCUAAUGGCAGGAGGAAGGGGAAACUGAUAUUGUGGAGAUCGAAUCUCAGGUACGAGCUUCCUUGGGCCCAUAUGAAUUCCAAUCAUUGUUUCUCUACGUGGUUGAGGGGUAAUGCCUUUUGUUCAUUUUCAUUUCAGGAUGCUGAAACUGGCUUGGAUGGAGACGAAUCACAAUAUACUAAAGAAGUCGUGCCUAAGCCAUCAGGAAAGGUCAUUACAACUGCAAUGGUUGAUUCCUGGUGCACAGAAAUUAAGGAUCAUAGACUUAGUGCCAUACGUUCUUCAUUACGGGCUUUCCGGGCUGCCUGCCACUAUGGUGAUGAUGAUUCCAGUGAAACCUCAAGAUUGGAUAUUGUAUCUAGCAGUGUUUUCAAUAAAAUAAUGGUUCUCGUUCUCACUGAGAUGGAUAAGGCACUUAGAGAACUAUUGAAAUUUCCUACCUCUGGAGGAAAGAGGGAAACUGUACUGGAUCUCAUGCAUACUAAAUUGUGGAAGAAAUAUGGCAACCUAGUGAAGUUAUAUCUUGGUAAUACUCUCCAUGUGUUGAAUCAAAUGACAGAUGAAGAGAUGAUCUCAUUUACUCUAAAACGAAUUAAAUGCUCAGCUGUAUUCUUGGCUGCAUUUCCAGUGCUUUUGAGGAAGUUUAUCAAGGUACAGUGUCUACAGUACCUUAUUAUGGUGAAAGUUUUUUUUACUGAUGCAUUAUUUAUUCUCUUGUGUAGAAUAUACCUCUGCAUUCUAUCUCAUUCUUUAUUGCAUUUUGCAGGUUGCACUUCACUUCUGGGGUACUGGGGGAGGCGGUCUUCAAGUUGUGUCCUUUUUAUUUUUGAGAGACGUGUGUGUUCGGCUUGGUACUGAUUGUUUAGACGCCUGUCUAAGGGGUAUGUAUAAGGCUUAUGUUAUGAACUGUAAAAUUAAAGGGAAAUAUGCAAGUGCCUCUAAACUUCAACACAUUCAGUUUCUUGGAAAUUGUGUUGCUGAACUUUGUGGGGUGGAUCUAUCAAGUACAUAUCAGAAUGCAUUCAUCUACAUCCGCCAAUUGGCAACCGUUCUACGGGGAACCCUCACUGAGAAGCCCAAUGUAAAUCUCAAUGGAAAGAAUAAAGGAAAAUCUAGAAAGACGAGCACAACUGAAACUGGAAGCAAGGUAAUUUCCACUCCUGAUCUGUGAAAGUCAAAAUAAUGGUCGAAGAAAAAUAUUUGCAUUUUUUUUCCUUCGUCAGAUUCCUCCCACAUUAAAAUGGAUUUCCGUCGAGAAAAAUGUUGAUAACAGAUAUGAGGAAAAGUAAGAAAAUGUGUUUGCUCUUUUAUCAUGUAGUCCUGCUUAUCUUUGUUUGCACUUGUGAUGAACUUUUCACUGUGGCUUAUUUAUUAGCAGAGUUUAUUGUGUGCCAAUUAAUCACUUUGUCGUGGUUAGGGUCAUAUGAAGCCAUAACCUUUUCAUGCUGACACCUGGUAUUUGCUGAGCUGGUUCCAAAACUGACAUCAACAAUAUCCUGACCUUGGCAUUUUAGUAUGGAUUAAAUUUUAACACUUCUACGCAGUUUGCUGACAAUAGUUAUAGUGUUCCUUUGUUUGUAAUGUUUCAUACCGAAAGAUAUGCUAAGACUUUUUCUCAUGAAUUGGUUUCUUCAUUGAAAGCUAAGUUUUCUGUAUGUAUAGGUUUUUGACGUGGUUCUAUACUAAUACUCGAGAUCAUUUUAUGUUGGAAUUACGUUUCCCAACCUCGUUUAUUGGAAUGUGUGGGCGUUUGGAUGUGCAUGGACGCGGUGGGGUUUGUGUGCUUGGAAAGGGGGGCGUGUUUGUGUGUUGCAUGGAGAUGUAGAACGACUCUCCUAAUAAUGGACUAAACUUGAGCACAAUCUUGUCUUCUCUAGUUGUUAACUACUCAUGUGAGUAUUAGAUGAUUUUUUGUAUUAAUGCACGGUUAAAAUGGAAGAAUCCUAGCGCAGUUACGGGCUGCGAUUCGUAGGGUAUCAACAACGGAGUAUGUCAACUUUGUUGGAGGCUGUUGGAGACGAGAUUCCAUUGCCUCUGCAUAUGUAUUUCGAAUUUAAUUUAUUCUUUUGGAUUUCAAAACCCUAGAAAUUUUGUACCCCUGUUCCUUCGUGAUUUAAAUCAUGCACUUACUUUGCUACUCAUUUUGCCUUCACUGGUGUUUUCACUUUUCCUCUUAAGUCUUAUCUGUCUGACCGCAUCAUUCCUCGUAUUUCUUAUCGUGGGAUGUGGAUGGCAAAUACCAAUUCAUGAAUUUGCGUAAAAAAUGUAGUGAAUUUUAUUGCAACAAGUGGACUUCAUCUUGCUUUUCAUUGUUCUAAUACUAUGUAUUUUUUAACUACAUAUAUGGAUUGCUAUACGGUGACAACCACGUCAAACGCAAUAUACUGUGUAGAGUUUAAGUUUCUUUAAGUUUACAUGUGGAUUUUAGAGACAAUUGCAAUACAAAUUCAAGUGUUGAGCAAUAUUCGAUUCGUAGUUCUAUCCAUGAACAGUGUAAUGGGCUGAUUUGAACCAAAUCAGCAAUACCUUGUCUAGUUUGAGGAGAUGAUGAAAUUAAGGUAAGCUUUGUAUAAAUGCGUCUAUGUGAGAGAUUAUUACCCCCUUUUGAUUACAAAUGAUUGGAUUUUAAUUUUAAUUAUUCUUGAAUAGUUUUUAUGAAAACAUUGUUGGUCCCUAGAUUGUAUUUGAACAUGAGAGCUAUUGUAUGCCAACCUUGGAUUCACCUCUUAAGAAAUUUACAUAUUUUGCCUGAAUUUAACGACAUUUGAUCUAUCAUGUAAUGGGUCGUUUUUCCAGGGAAAAAACGCUCAUUUAUAUGUUUUUUUAUAUCGUUUCAGGCUACAUGUCUGUUGCUGUGAACUGUCUAGCUAAUACAUCAAUUGGCAUGUUGUACACUUUUUUAUCUGACGACUUCAAACCGUCUGGCAUUGUUUUCCAGAAGGCAUACUUGAAGGUUUACGACUGGCAGUUCCUAUGCUGCCUCGAGCUUUGGACCGGAGUAGUUUGUGCCUACAGUUCAGACCCUGAUUUCCGACUUCUGGCAUACCCACUGACUCAAAUAAUCUUUGGGGUGGCGCGUUUAGUGCCCACUGCACGCUAUUUCCCAAUUCGACUGCGCUGUGCAAGAAUGCUGAACCGGAUCUCUGCUUCCACUGGUAGCUUUAUUCCAGUCUCCCUUCUCCUACUCGACAUGUUGGAAAUGAAAGAACUGAACAACCCCCCUGUCGGAGGAGUUGGUAAAGCAGUAGAUUUGUUUACAAGGAAGCUGGUAGGGUCAUCUUUAAUCUGCUCUCGUUUUGUUUCCUUCGAUCUGUUUUUGUGAGCUUAUAAAAGGCCACGUACUCAAGGUCUGGAAAUGGCGGACAUGUGAUAGGUUGGAAAGCCGACACUGAAGACCCGGGGUUUCCAGGAGGCAUGUGUGCAUGCUGUGAUCGAGCAGCUGGCGGAGCAUCUCGCGCUAUGGAGCUACUCUAUAUCAUUUUUUGAGCUGUCCUUUGUCCUCAUUGUUCGCUUGCGGAGCUACUGCAAAACCACAAAUAAUGAUAGAUUCCGGAAGGAUGUAAGGGAGCUCAUCCGCCAGGUAUAAUAACACCGUCUCGAACACAUAGCCGUCACUUCAAGCUUUGCCCGGCUGCUAAGACUCAGAUUUCUUUCGCAGGUGGAGGCCAGUGUAGAGUUUGCAAAUGCUAAGCGUGGAAGCUCGGAGUUAUCACCCAACAGCCCUUCUGUAGAAUCUUUUCUUCAGGUUCGUUUCACUAGUGCUGUUUAAUUUAUUUUUCUGGUCUCGAUUCUGCACCGCACCCCCGUUAAAGGGAAUGGGAACAGAUCAUAAGAAAAGCCUAUUAAACAGAAGCUGGCUCUUGUCCAUAGGCUGAAAAGGAAGCUGGCAUCAGCCCGUUGUCCCAGUUUGUUGCAGAGCUUCGUCUGAGGGCCCAACAGAGGAGUGAUUCUCUGGCAAAAUCGAGGUCCGUCUAUUGUUACUUGAUGGCAUAAUUACCUGGAUAUUGUCUGAAACCUUGUUGGUAUCGAUUAACUGCACCCGAGUAGUGGCUCACUCACCCCUUCUGGGGCUCUUCCUGAAUUUUAUAAUUAAUUAUCUUAUUUAUGUUCCAUGGAAUAUGCCACUGUGGGGAUUUUAAUUUAUUGGUCUUAUUCAGUGUUCUUCAUGAGUUUUGGCCCCCCAGUGUCUGAUCUCCCUAUGCCUUGAUUUUCAGUGUGCUUGUGGGUGCAAAAUCUGCAAUAUUUAGGCGCAAGGUGUCUGGCGGCGAUGGAGAUGACGAUGACGAUGACGAUGCAACCGACGAGGAUUCAGCCGAUGAAGCUGGCGCCGAAGUCUUCAGCUCUUCUUGGUUGCCCAGCCCAAGGUACUGACUGACUGACUGACUGACUGACUCAUUCCCUUCUUCUCCGCCAUCCUCCCCUCCUCUUCUUUUUCUACCUUAUUCAGAUCAAGCUUUUGGUUUGCAGUGCGGGCCUGGCGAAGUCUCAGAAGCCGAAGCAGCAGCAGCAGCAGCAGGCGAGGAAGAAGAGUAGCAGGGUUUCUGGAGUCGCUCUGGAGGACGACGUGGUGGAAGAUCUGAUCCUGAGCUCCGACGACGACGAGGCUCCUGAAGGGGACUUGCUAUCCGAAGAUGAGGAUCGUGAGCCUGACGAUCCUGACAUCGAAAUGCCCAGCAAGAAGAGAAAGAGGCCAUCUGCUCCAUAUCCGAGCAAGGGCAAGGGCGGACCCCGUUCCAAGAAGAUGAACAGAAGGAAAAGUCAAAAGGUUUGA